This is a messenger RNA of Biomphalaria glabrata, 2707 nucleotides long. RefSeq lists its product as uncharacterized. The transcript has 7 exons. The record is from RefSeq and is a predicted model, not a curated record. NCBI's taxonomy places the organism in Eukaryota, Metazoa, Mollusca, Gastropoda, Planorbidae. The coding region runs from base 33 to 1133 and encodes 366 amino acids.
AUUAUCAAAUUAUCAGAUCUCUAGGUCUAGCCAUGUUGCCGUCCAACAGAGGUGAUGACACAGUCAUUUGUCCCUAUGAUUCUGCGCAUGUUAUACAGAAAAAAAGUCUACAGAAUCAUCUCAUUAAGUGCAGAGAGAAUCAUAAAGGUUCCAGAAAAGUUACCUGUAAAUUUAACAAGACCCACAUCAUCCCUGAACCAGAAUUAUAUUAUCAUUUGCAACAUUGUGAUAGCCGCUCAGUAUUUGAUCGUGAGAUGCAAUACCAAGCAAGUCAAAACCAGACAUUUACUGGAGCUGUUAAUGGUCCUGGUAUUACCAAUCAUAUUGAGGAGCUGGAAGAAGACUGGGAAGCAGCCCCACGUGUUCAAACCAAGGCACUGUUUAACAAGAAUAGUCAUGAUGUCCCUGAGGAAGUAACCAAACCAUAUGUUCCUCCUGGAGCUAAUUAUGCCAACAGAAAACAGAGCCAACCUCAUGAAGUCUUUGAUUACUCUGCUAAUAGUAGGACGAAACACAGAGGAGCAGAGCCAAGUGUUGAGCUGCUGAGAGGCUCAGGACGUGGAGUUUUAAGUCACACUCAACCUAAAUUUAGUUUAUUGGGACGUGGCAUCAGUCGUUCUGAUGACCAGGAGGUGACCACACCUGGUCUUCAGGGAAUAACUUCUGCCAGUGCCGAUGUGAACAAUGGACUUGGACACUCUGCAUAUCCAGCUCCACCUCCAGGAUUUUCUUUGACAUCAAAGGCAACAGCUAAUAUACUAGCACCAGCCAUCUUGACUUCAGAACAUUCUGAAUCAUCAUUAGCCAAAACAUCUCUUGGCUUUGCUGAAUCAUCAUUAGCCAAAACAUCUCUUGGCUUUGCUGAAUCAUCAUUAACCAAUAUUUCUCCAACAUUAGUUGUAGGGUCUGUAGCCAAUGACUUUGCAUCAGUGAACACUGCUGGACAUAAUGCAUCAGCAACAAAUCAUCAGAAUUCAAAAUCAGAACAAUUUCGACAAAAACGAGAAAGAGAGCUAAGAAAACUUACUGAUAGACAAACUGCUGAAAGAAAUCUUUUAGAGACAAGACAUAGAGAAGAAAUUGAACAACUUCUAAUACGUUUAGGGCUUGAGGAGAAAUUAGCCAUGAUGUGAGAAACAUUUCUUGUUAGGUCCAGAUCCAUCUUCAAUCGACUGGUGUAUAUAGUCAUCAAACAAAUUUUAUACAAAGACAUAUUGUCAAACUUGCCAAGUCAUACAUGAUGUUGUUAGGACUUAAAUCUUUUGUUCUAGAAAUAGUCUCUUGUAAGCUGUAAGAAAUGGAUGAAUUGUGAAUUGAAUGUUUAGCUAAAAUUAGCCUAUACUUGUGAUGUGUUUAGGAUGAACCAGCCUCUGCUUGUGAUGUGUUUAGGAAGAAUUAGCCUCUGCUUGUGAUGUGUUUAGGAAGAAUUAGCCUGUGUGUGUGAUGUGUUUAGGAUGAAUUAGCCUCUGCUUGUGAUUAGGAAGAAUUAGCCUGUGUGUGUGUGAUGUGUUUAGGAAGAAUUAGCCUGUGUGUGUGAUGUGUUUAGGAUGAAUUAGCCUCUGCUUGUGAUGUGUUUAGGAAGAAUUAGCUUCUACUUGUGGUGUGUUUAGGAUGAAUUAUUCUCUGCUUGUGAUGUGUUUAGGAAGAAUUAGCCUCUGCUUGUGAUGUUGGACACAGUGGACUGUCUCCCAGUGAAACCAAAGGAAGAGAGCAUUUACACUUGCUCAGUUUUUAGAUGGUAAUAAAUAUGUUAAGGAAAAAUGUACUUUUAGAAAUACCCCGGUAAUAAGCUUUAAUCAUUUUUUUUUAAACCAAAGCAAGGCAGAAUGGUGAUAUUCCAGAAGAAAGUCUCAUCACAAAUGAAAGUAGGGUUUUAAAAAACUAAGAUUCCAAUUUGAACCUUCACAUUGAUUUUUUUUUUUUAAUAGAUAUUUUAGCUAUUUUUAUGCCUCCAUCUGGGCUGUUGUGCAUAAGGUUUUAUAGUUCUAGUGUUUUUAAUGUCAUUUUAUUUUUUUAGGGGUAACAGGUGCAGGCAAAGUUUUUUAAUGAAUACCGGUACUUGAAGUUUUGUUUCUGCUGAAGAUAUGUAUGAAAUGCAUAAUGAAACUUGCAAUUUUUUGUUUGGUCUUUAUUUCCAACUGUCCACAUUGUUUUGGCUUCUUGUUACAAAUAUCAAAGCUUUCACUUGUCUUAAGUGUCUACAUAGUUUUGAGAGCUGUGACAGUGUAGAAAGAACUGUGAUACUGUUUGUAUGACAAUGCAAUAGUUACGGUGCUAAUAGAGCUGUGACAAUGUAUGCUCAUUGAAUUGUUUGUGUAAACCUACAACAGGUUUGUCUGUUUUAUAACAAGAAGUAUCACUUAGGUGUCUUAGUUUCAAAAUAUCUUUGACCAAAUUGUGUGUUUAUAGAAAGUCAUUCAACAUAGCAGGCUUUAUUUUGUCAGAUAGUAAGGUAUUAGUUUAUUGUUAGCAUUGAUGAGUCACAUUUAGCAAGCUGAUUAUGAUUGGAUAGUAAUAACUUAAUUGACUCUUCAAGAUGUCCAGUGGAUUGGAUGGCCAAUAGGGAAAUAAAUCCAUCCAAAUUUUAGUAGCCUGAGUUUGUUCUGUUGGAGCUAAUACUUAGUGUGAGAUUUUGUGUUUUAUUUGUAUUGACUACAUAAUUUAUUGGAUACAUGGUUUUAUUAAAAGUUAUUAGCUUAAAUUUUUA